GCCUGGCCGGAGGCUUAUUUAGGGCAGGAGCACAGGGGAGGAUUGAAACCUGCGGAGAACACUGAGAGUUGGGAGACCAUUAGAAGAGUUGGUUGUGGACUCGAAAUAACAGGAUGGUGCGCCUCGCCUUUCUCUGCCUGCUCUCGGUUUUGACCGUUGCCUGGGCCCGACCGCGGAUCCCACCGAUGUCACAGGACCUUGUCAACUAUGUCAACAAGAUCAACACCACCUGGAAGGCUGGACACAAUUUCCCAAAUGCAGAUUUCAGCUAUGUAAAGAAACUGUGUGGAACACUACUCAAAGGCCCCAAGCUCCCAGUUAUGGUGGAGUAUGCUGGUAAAAUUAAACUGCCUAAGAACUUUGAUUCCCGUGAGCAGUGGCCUAACUGUCCCACCAUCAAGGAAAUUCGAGAUCAAGGUUCCUGUGGCUCUUGCUGGGCUUUUGGAGCAGCAGAGGCAAUAUCUGACCGCGUGUGCAUCCACACUAAUGGCAAGGUCAGUGUGGAGAUCUCUGCUGAGGACCUGCUCACCUGCUGCGAUUCAUGUGGGAUGGGAUGUGAUGGAGGUUACCCUGCAUCAGCCUGGCAGUACUGGACCGAGAGUGGGCUGGUGUCUGGAGGUCUUUACGACUCUCAUGUGGGCUGCCGGCCUUACACCAUACCUCCCUGUGAGCACCAUGUGAACGGCACACGCCCCCCGUGCACUGGGGAGGGCGGAAACACCCCAGAAUGCCGGAUGCAGUGUGAAGCUGGCUACACCCCCUCCUACAAAGAGGACAAACACUAUGGGAAGAAAUCGUAUGGUGUGCCCUCUGACGAGACGCAGAUCAUGACGGAGAUUUACAAAAACGGACCUGUAGAGGGCGCUUUCACUGUGUAUGAGGAUUUCCUCAUGUACAAAUCAGGAGUGUAUCAGCAUGUGAGUGGGUCAGCAGUUGGGGGCCAUGCUAUCAAGAUUCUUGGCUGGGGGGAGGAGCAGGGCACCCCCUACUGGCUGGGUGCCAACUCCUGGAACACAGACUGGGGUGAAAAUGGAUACUUUAAGAUUCUUCGGGGGCAGGACCACUGUGGGAUCGAAUCGGAGAUCGUUGCUGGAAUACCCCGGGAUUAGGACUCCAUACAGCUAGCUGCCUUUUGUGCAGGGCUGCAGUGAGGAUCUGAGGAUCUGGUUAUGGUUAAGCACCACUGUUCUGGUGUCUUACUUGGAAUGAAGGGGAUUAAUGAUCUGCCCCUUUCCAGCUUUUAGCUGUAUAAUAUUAGGCUUCAGAAACCUAUUAUGCUGGCUGUCUGCAGAUGGCAUACAAGAGUUUUAUAAAUAUUUUUAGCCACAUUUUAGUUUUUUAGUUGAGAAUCACUGACUUUUUUUUUAGUGCUUUCAUGUGCUGCUUGAAAUUUACUGCAACAUCCAUCAGCUGGUGUGUUAUUGUAGUUGACUACUUUGAUUGAUUUGCCUUCUGAACAUGGAGUGAAGUUGAAAAUGUGUUGCAAUAAACGGGUUGAUGCAAGAAUAUGAUAAGUUAAGAAUGCAGCUGACUAAGUGCAAUGUGAUAAGAACAGAGGCCAUCAAACACCAAAGCAUUUCCCUCCAUAAUGAAAAACAACUAAUGGGGAAACCUUCAUCCUUAUUUUUGAUAUUUUAGCUGCCUUUCAUUUAUGAAGUUUGAACAAAUAGUGAAUUUGUUCUACCCCAACAUGAUGGCAAGGCUCCAAGAAAUUCUUUAACACAUUAAAUGAGGUGCACACGAUUUGUCUUCAGUUGGUUCUUUGUGAAACUGUUGUAAAAGGUGACCAGUGUUGCUUCCUUAGUGGAUAACUGACUGAAAUCUGCUUGAGAGGCUGGGCUGCUGGGGAAACUAGGUGGAGAUUCUAAUGGAUAUGUCUUAGAACUGGUUUCAGAGAGCAAGAUGGAAAAUACAGAUCAAGUGCUGUAAGUGUGAAUGGAGCACAUAGCCCGCUACUUAAUCCUGAAAUGUCCUGCAAAGCAGGAUGAGAGUUGUAACAAACUCAGCACUAUUAAUAAUCACUGACAAAUUGUUUUGUAUUUGAUGCAUUUGGAAUUUUAGGGGAAUAUUUGUUUUUAAAGAUGAAGCUUAGGUUAAUGUUUUAUUUCUGGAAUUUUGAUUUCCUUCUGUUCAAGUUGUAUUUUUACUAUUCUUCCUCCUUCUGCCCAAUUGUAUCAUGAUAAAUGGAAGACCACCUUGAGGUGGUGUCACCAUGGAAAGAUACUCAAAAUAAAGAUCUGAAUCUGAAAA
Lepisosteus oculatus (spotted gar) is the source of this 2250-nucleotide messenger RNA. Lineage: Eukaryota; Metazoa; Chordata; Actinopteri; Semionotiformes; Lepisosteidae. The record is from RefSeq and is a predicted model, not a curated record.